This is a messenger RNA of Python bivittatus (Burmese python), 1452 nucleotides long. The record is from RefSeq and is a predicted model, not a curated record. NCBI's taxonomy places the organism in Eukaryota, Metazoa, Chordata, Lepidosauria, Squamata, Pythonidae.
AUAUGAGCAUAGGGCUCUAAACUUAACAUUUUCCUUGAUUUCCUAGGAGAAAUUCUUACCGUUCCUGGAUAUGUUCCAGAAAGAGACUGUGAGAGUAGAAGUUUGUAAGUGCAUCAUGGAAGCUUUUAUUAAGCACCAACAGGAAUCUACCAAGGACCCCGUGAUUCUCAACGCCCUACUGCACGUGUGCAAAACGAUGCAUGAUUCAGUAAAUGCACUGACUCUGGAAGACGAAAAGCGAACGUUGGCCUCUUUGAUAAAUGGAUUUAUAAGAAUGGUAUCGUUUGGCCGGGACUUUGAGCAGCAGCUGAAUUUUUACGUGGAAGCCAGAUCCAUGUUUUGCCAUUUGGAACCUGUUCUCGUCCAGCUGAUUCACAGCGUGAAUCAGCUGGCGAUGGAAACAAGAAAAGUGAUGAAAGGGAAUCAUUCCAGAAAGACCGCGGCGUUUGUCAGGGCUUGUGUUGCCUUCUGCUUUAUUACAAUUCCAUCUCUGACCAGCAUCUUUACUCGUCUCAAUUUGUACUUGCACUCUGGACAAGUUGCUCUGGCUAAUCAGUGCCUUUCACAAGCGGAUGCCUUUUUCAGAGCGGCGAUAAGUCUUGUUCCUGAGGUACCAAAGAUGAUCAGCAUAGACGGGAAGCUGCGGCCUUCGGAAGCAUAUCUCUUAGAAUUCCUCUGCAAUUUCUUUUCAACUUUGUUAAUCAUUCCUGACCAUCCUGAACAAGGUGUGCUGUUUCUCGUGCGAGGGUUGCUGAAUGUUAUCCAGGAUUAUACUUGGGAAGAUAACAGUGAUGACAAAAUCAAAAUUUACACCAAUGUGGUGCAUCUUCUCUCUGCAAUGAGUCAGGAGACCUACAUCUAUCACAUAGACAAAGUUGAAUCUAAUGAUACCUUGUAUGGUGGAGACACUAAAUUUUUGGCAGAAACAAGCAGGCUGUGUGAAACAGUGAUAAGCCAAAUCUUAGAGCAUCUGAAGAAUCUUGGAAAAGAUGAGACUCUAAAGCGCCAAAGUCACCUGGCCCUCUGCUUCUUCAAUAGCCUCUUGGCCCACGCAGAUCUGCGCAACAACAAACUCAACCAGCUUGCGGUUAACCUGUGGAACCUGGCUCAGAAACACGGCUUUGCUGACACCAAAACCACAGUCAAAACCUUGGAAUACAUCAAGCUGCAAAGCAAGCAUCCUGAACUGAGCCAUUUUACAGAGCUGGUGCUACGCCUUCCUUUGCAGUCAAGAACCUAAUGAACAUGGAUUCAUGCAGCUCCGUCUGUGGAAAGAUAGUUCUCCAAGCCCUUUAAACUCCAAGCUGCCUUGUAUCAGUAUCUUUUCAUUUUAAAGUGUCCCUCAGUGCAUGGCAGAUUUCUUUGGUUGGAGAACAGAAGGUAAAUUUUCCUGGUGGUACAGUCACUUUUUUUUUAAAUGAGGUUUUGUUUCCCACUACACAGCUGUUAAUC